Molecule: messenger RNA, 1463 nt
Organism: Theobroma cacao (cacao)
Lineage: Eukaryota; Viridiplantae; Streptophyta; Magnoliopsida; Malvales; Malvaceae
Product: Pseudouridine synthase family protein
Biological process (GO): enzyme-directed rRNA pseudouridine synthesis
Molecular function (GO): RNA binding; pseudouridine synthase activity
Source: RefSeq, a predicted model, not a curated record
CUAAAAGAAUCCCAGCCGAAGAAGAGAAAAACAAAGAUAUGAAAAGAAAAAGAGGAAAAGAAGGAGGAGAAGAAGAAGAAAAAGAGGAAGAGAAAAACAAAAGGAAGAUGGACAUUGUUUGGCAAACUCCAGCUCAUCCUGCUCAUAAAGACGAUUAUAUAUUUCACAACGGGAAGCGCUACGUAAGACCGUACUACUUUGAGUUCGUAUCUCAUGUUAAUAAACGAUGGGAGGGAAAAACAAUCGUGGAUUUGUUUACUCAAGAAUUUAGAGGCCGACCUAAUGAUUACUAUGUUAGUGCUGUCAAAUGUGGACGUAUACAAGUUGAUGGAGAGAAUAUACCUGUUUCAUACAAAGUUAAACGAUGUCAGAAGAUAAGCCACUUUGUACACAGGCAUGAACCACCAGUGAUGGCUUGGGAUGUUGCAAUUCUUCAAAAUGAACCUGAUGUACUGACGGUGUGCAAACCAGCAUCUGUUCCUGUACAUCCAUGUGGUCAAUAUCGUAAAAACACAGUUUUGGGCAUUCUCCAAGCAGAGCAUGGGUUGUCUCCUUUGUAUCCCAUUCAUCGACUAGAUCGUCUGGUCUCGGGACUGCUUAUCGUGGCCAAAAAUCCAGCUAAAGCUGACAUUUUUAGGCAACAUAUUGAAGCUGGACUGGUGCAGAAACAGUAUGUUGCAAAGGUCAUUGGAGUAUUUCCGGAGUGUGAGCAAGUUGUUGAUGCCAAUGUAGAUUACAAUGCUAGAGAGGGAAGGAGCACUGCAGAGGUUGGCAUCUCUAAUGGUGAUACAACAUUGAAGGGAAAGGUUGCUUGUACUAAGUUUACCAGAAUUAGUACCAAUGGAAUUCAUAGCAUUGUCUUGUGUGAACCAACCACUGGCCGAACUCAUCAAAUACGUGUCCAUUUGCAGUGUACAGGCCAUCCAAUAGCCAAUGACAUGCUUUACCUUUCAGACAAUGUUGUUGAUCGCUCUACUUUGGGGAUGACUGCUGAUAGAGCUGCAGCUCUUUCUUGCAGCUGUCCAGUAACCAGUUGUGAGAAUCAUAAUGAGGAAUACAAGGUCUCUAGUGAAGAUUUCAGCAUUGAUCCUAUGUGUUCACACUGUCCGAAUUUAGCUCCAAAUGGAUAUAACGGGCAUGAAGAGGGAUUAUGGCUACAUUGUGUUCGGUACUCUGGACCUGGAUGGGUUUAUGAAUGCCCAUACCCGGAUUGGGCAUCACUCAGUUAACUGUAUUCUUACUUUUUUGUCUUGUUCUGAGAAAAUGCACCGCUCUUAUUGUAGACACCCACUUAAUAAAUAAAAUUAAAUAAAUAAAUUGAACCAAAAAACACAAAAACAAAAUAAUAAAAAUAAAAAGAAAAAAAAAAAACAGAAGGGAUGGAAGCACGCUUGGCUUUCAUUGUCAACAAUAUACAGAGUAUUAAAUGCUCCUUUGACAAUUGGAAUUUGAAAUUAUUUUCG